Molecule: messenger RNA, 1959 nt
Organism: Triticum urartu
Lineage: Eukaryota; Viridiplantae; Streptophyta; Magnoliopsida; Poales; Poaceae
Product: sugar transport protein MST4
Biological process (GO): monosaccharide transmembrane transport
Cellular component (GO): membrane
Molecular function (GO): monosaccharide transmembrane transporter activity
Source: RefSeq, a predicted model, not a curated record
AAUACAGCUCCUAGUUCCGUCUUAUUUCCAUGGCUACCUUGGGACGAGAAUAUCAAUCCAUCUGAGGUUAGCUUGGCCGCCGAGCCAAGAUGCCGGCAGGAGGGUUCUCGGCGUCUUCCCCGCCGUCCGGCAUGGAGUUCGAGGCCAAGAUCACGCCUAUGGUGGUCACCUCCUGCGUCACGGCGGCCACCGGCGGGCUCAUGUUCGGCUACGACAUCGGCAUCUCUGGUGGGGUGACAUCCAUGGAGGAUUUCCAGCGUGAGUUCUUCCCGACGGUGCUCCGCAAGAGCCGCGAGAACAAGGGGAGCAACUACUGCCGAUACGACAAUCAAGGCCUGCAGCUCUUUACCUCGUCCCUCUACCUCGCCGGCCUCGUCUCCACCCUCUUCGCGUCCUACACUACCCGCCGGCUCGGCCGCCGCGCCACUAUGCGCAUAGCCGGCGCCUUUUUCAUCGUCGGCGUCAUUUUCAAUGGCGCUGCGCGGAACCUCGGUAUGCUCAUCGUCGGCAGGAUCCUGCUUGGCUGCGGUGUUGGCUUCGCCAGCCAGGCUAUUCCUCUGUUCUUGUCAGAGAUCGCACCGACUACAAUCCGCGGUGGCCUCAACUCCCUGUUCCAGAUAAACAUCACUGUCGGCAUUUUGUUCGCCAACCUCGUCAACUAUGGCACUAACAGGAUCCACCCUUGGGGAUGGCGUCUUUCUUUGUCCCUCGCGGGAUUCCCGGCUGUGUUGUUCACCCUAGGUGCAUUCUUCAUGGUCGAUACACCCAAUAGCCUCAUUGAGCGCGGUCGUCAAGAGGAAGGCAAAUUUAUGCUCAAGAAGAUCCGUGGCACCGACAACGUGGAGCCAGAGUUCAAUGAGAUCGUGGAGGCCAGUCGCAUCGCCCAUGACAUCAAGAACCCAUUUCGCAGCCUCCUACAACGCCACAACCGUCCCCUUCUCAUGAUCACCAUCCUCCUCCAGAUGUUCCAGCAAUUGACCGGUAUAAACGCCAUCAUGUUCUACGCCCCGGUGCUGCUCACCACAUUGGGAUUUAAGACCGAGGCUUCACUCUACUCGGCAGUGAUCACGGGGGCAGUGAACGUAUUGUCAACAUUUGUAUCAAUGUACACUGUAGACCGAGUGGGGAGACGGAUGUUGCUGCUGGAUGCCGGCGUGCAAAUGUUCCUCUCGUUAGUGGCCAUGGCCGUGGUGAUGAGGACAAGGGUUACCGACCGCUCAGACCACCUCGGCCAUGAUUGGGCCAUCAUGGUCGUUGUCAUCAUCUGCAAUUUUGUAUCCUCCUUUGCUUGGUCAUGGGGCCCACUCGGGUGGCUCAUCCCGAGCGAGACCUUCCCGCUCGAGACGCGCUCCGCGGGGCAGAGCAUCAGUGUCUGCACGAACCUACUCUUCACAUUCGUCUUUGCGCAGGUCUUCCUCUCGAUGCUCUGCCGCCUCAAGUCCUUCAUAUUUGUGUUUUUCUCCGUCUGUGUUGCCAUCAUGUCGCUCUUCGUCCUCUUCUUCCUACCCGAAACAAAGAACAUUCCCAUCGAGGAGAUGGCUGAAAGAGUGUGGAAACUACACUGGUUCUGGAAGCAAUUAAUGAAUGAUGGAGGUGACAACCACGUCAUCAGCGAGGAGGAAACGCCAUCGACGGUGUCAUUAUUUGAUUCGUUUGUAGAAUGAAGUAGCAUCAACCAGUGUGGCUUUAUUUUGUAAACAAGUCAAAAUCAAGAUUUCGCAAAUCUUGGGUCUUACAUGCAACACAAACAUAUCUUGGUGCUCCAGUCGUCUGCACAGUUAUGAUCGAUGAUAGUCCAUGGAGCGCAAAUAGCGGGGAGUACCCCAUAGCUUCUUCAUUCUCACGGAAAGAAGUACCAGAGCUUGAUGUUGCAGCGAAAAGGCCGCAUCAAUGAAUCAGAGUUUGUAUAGGAUUGGGAUCUUUAUGAUUAUUAGUUUUUCACUUAUAUAUUAAAAUACA